UAUAUCUGCUUUACAAUUAUCUCAAAUCGACUCUUUCACAUAGAUUGAUGGUCAGAGAUUCUAGAUAUCACCAUGUCCUUCACAACUAAAGUUUUACUCUACGAUACCCUACUGGACAUGACAGAAAAAGAAUUUAUAUCCGCAGCACAUAAUACAGAUCCUGCUUUUAUUUUAUUAUAUUCGUUACCUUGGAAAGAUUUUAUUGACGUAGCUACCUGUGUGAACUGUGCAUCCAAAAGUAUAAUAAUGCCGUGCAAGUUCGGGAUGUUUAACCUGGACAACAAUGCAAAGAUACAGAAACGUUACAACAUUACCCAGAAAAACAGAAUAAUGCUGUUUAAAAACAACAGAAUGUACUUUCUCCCAAUGCAAGAUUUAUCAAUAUCGGCUUUUGAGAGGUUCCUGACAGUCGGUAGCAAAGAGGCAGUGUCGAUGUCUCUGCCAACCAGAUAUAACAUACGGAGCAAUUGCAAGAACAUAUGCGCAGACCUGGUUGGGGUAUGGUGCGACAAAGUUGGGACAUUUGUAGUGGUCAUGGCAUUCGUUGGGAUCAUCUUGAUGGCUUUGUUCAUUUUACUGACCUCAAACAAAAGCAAUGUCAGAGUCACAGCGGGCUAAAGAUCAGAAGAAUAUCUACUGAAAAUGGUAUUAUUUUUACUUUGAAAGUUCAUUUACUGAAAACAGAGAGGAAAGCAAUGAGCAGUGAUAUUUAACUCCGUUCAAAAGGCUUGGGGACGCCGUUUAUACUUUCCAAAAACAAAGACAGAUCAAAACUUGAUAAGAUAUGGAAAUAUACAGGGUUUCCUUCAGAACAUACAGUGAUUAUUUUCCCCCUUGAACAUGUGAAUGAAUGGCUAAAACCAAAUAUUACGUUUGGUUUAAAUACCUACUAUGUAUAUAUUGUAAAUAGACUUCACAACAGAUUAUAGCUAUUCUUGAUUUAUUUAAUAAAGUUGUGUGUUUUAUCUUGUUUGUUUUAACAAUACGUUCGAAUGAAAUGUAAAUUAACCGAGUUAUUUAUAUUUAUCUGUAUUUCUGACUGAAUUGGCAAACGAGACUGAGUUUUAACCGUAAUUCAAGUG
This is a messenger RNA of Bolinopsis microptera, 1082 nucleotides long. RefSeq lists its product as uncharacterized. NCBI's taxonomy places the organism in Eukaryota, Metazoa, Ctenophora, Tentaculata, Lobata, Bolinopsidae. The record is from RefSeq and is a predicted model, not a curated record. The transcript is spliced from 6 exons. The coding region runs from base 73 to 618 and encodes 181 amino acids.